AUGCAAGGUAUGGGGCUUGAAAUCACGCUAUUGGAAAUUGAGGGGAUGGAGCAGGGAAGCUCAAUUGGCCAAGUGCCAUGCCAAGCUGACUGGCUCUCCACUGGAGGACUCUCUUAG
Molecule: messenger RNA, 117 nt
Organism: Blastomyces dermatitidis ER-3
Lineage: Eukaryota; Fungi; Ascomycota; Eurotiomycetes; Onygenales; Ajellomycetaceae
Exons: 1
Coding region: 1-117 (38 amino acids)
Source: RefSeq, a predicted model, not a curated record